Sinocyclocheilus grahami is the source of this 572-nucleotide messenger RNA. Its product is annotated as DNA ligase 3-like. Gene Ontology annotation, biological process: lagging strand elongation; double-strand break repair; DNA recombination. Gene Ontology annotation, molecular function: DNA ligase (ATP) activity; DNA binding. The annotation marks the transcript as partial. NCBI's taxonomy places the organism in Eukaryota, Metazoa, Chordata, Actinopteri, Cypriniformes, Cyprinidae. The record is from RefSeq and is a predicted model, not a curated record. The transcript is spliced from 4 exons. Gene Ontology annotation, cellular component: nucleus; DNA ligase III-XRCC1 complex.
ACAAAUUCCGAGGAGAUUUGUACCUGACAGUGAAGCUUCUCCUCCCAGGAGUGGUUAAGAAUGUGUACAACCUCAAUGACAAACAAAUUGUCAAGCUUUUCAGCCGCAUAUUGAAUUGCAGUCAGGAUGAGAUGGUGCAAGACUUGGAACAGGGUGAUGUUUCAGAGACGGUGCGGAUGUUUUUUGAGGACGGCAAGUCUUUCCCUCCAGCAGCCAAGAGUCUUCUAACUGUUCAGGAGGUUGAUGCUUCACUGAGCCGUCUGUCCCAACUCACAAAGGAGGAUGAUCAGCAGGCAGAGCUGCAGGAUAUUGCUAAAAAAUGCACCGGAAAUGAUCUGAAGUGUUACAUUCGUUUGGUCAAACAUGAUCUGAAAAUCAACUCUGGGGCUAAGCAUGUUUUGGAUGCUGUGGACCCCAACGCCCAUGAUGCCUUCAAAGCCUCUCGUAACCUGGGUGACGUAAUUGACCGGGUGCUACGGAACCAUCAGGAUGCUUCUAAUGGGACAGGGCCCAGAAAGAUCCUCAGUGUGGAGGCGUCUCUGAUGACCCCCGUACAGCCAAUGCUGGUCUGA